CCUCAAAGCAAAUAAAAAGCUUCUUAAUUAGAAAAACAAAAAAUCUCAUCAAAUAACUUUUUUGAUAUGGAUUCAAGAAUUACAACUUUUGGAGCACUUCUUUUCUCUCUUAAUUUUCUCUUUUUCACUUUAGUUAGCUCUACUUAUACAUCUGACUACACUAGUCAGCCCACAUCAACAACACCGGAGGCAAAAGAAUAUACACCUGACUACACUAGCAAUCCAUCAUCGGCAACACCAGAGCAAAAAGACUAUACACCUAACUACCCAAACAAACCAUCAUCGACAACACCAGAGCCAAUAGACUAUACACCUGACUAUUCUAGCCAUCCAUCAUCUGGAACACCCAAGCCAACAGACUAUACACCUGCCUAUACUAACCAACCAUCAUCAACAACUCCAGAAUCAGUAAACUAUACACCUGAUUACACUAGUAAAGGGUCAUCAGCAACAUCAGAGCCGAUAAACUAUUCACCGGACUAUACUAGCAACCCAUCAUCAACACCGUCAGAGCCGAUGAACUACACACCUGACUACUCCAGCCACCCAUACACUGAACUCGCUAAAUGUCCAAAGGAUACCCUUAAAUUAGGUGUAUGUGUCAACUUAUUGAAAAGUUUGUUGGGUGUUACACUUGGUACCCCACCACAUACUCCUUGUUGCAGCCUUAUUGGUGAUCUUGUGGAUCUUGAAGCUGCUAUCUGCCUUUGUACUACCAUUAAAGCUAGUCUUUUGGGCGUUAACUUGACUCUUCCAAUUGAUCUUAGCUUAUUGCUCAACUAUUGUGGCAAACAGGUGCCAGAAGGAUUUCAAUGUACUUAAACUAAUGUCAUUCUGAGAGAUUUCUAUGUUUUACAGAGUGUAUUUACUAAGUGGUUUCUAUGUUCUUUAUAAUGUCUUUGUUGAUUAUGUUUUAAGUGUUUUUUUAGUUGUAAGCAUUCUUCUUUACAAGCAAUUUAAAAUUGCAAGCUUAAUUAUUUUCAAUUGAGUUGUAUUUUUUUCGAAUCAUAUAUUAAUUUUAAUUUUAAAUAA
Mercurialis annua (annual mercury) is the source of this 1032-nucleotide messenger RNA. Its product is annotated as pEARLI1-like lipid transfer protein 3. NCBI's taxonomy places the organism in Eukaryota, Viridiplantae, Streptophyta, Magnoliopsida, Malpighiales, Euphorbiaceae. Bases 67 to 822 code for a protein of 251 amino acids. The transcript has a single exon. The record is from RefSeq and is a predicted model, not a curated record.